AUGGCCAGCCUUAAGGAUCUCGAAGGGAAGUGGUGCCUGUUGGAAAGCCAUGGCUUUGAGGAGUACAUGAAAGAGCUAGGAGUAGGACUGGCUCUUAGGAAGAUGGCUGCCAUGGCCAAACCAGACUGCAUCCUUACUUGUGAUGGCAACAACCUCACCGUCAACAACCUCACCAUCAUCAACCUCACCAUCAACAACCUCACCGUCAACAUCACCGUCAACAACAUCACAGUCAAAACCGAGAGCACAGUGAACACUACGGUGUUCUCUUGUACCCUGGGAGAGAAGUUUGAUGAAACUAUGGCUGAUGGCAGGAAAACCGAGACAGUCUGCACCUUCACGGACAGUGCCCUGGUCCAGCACCAGAAGUGGGAAGGGAAGGAAAGUACGAUAACCAGGCAACUCAAGGAUGGGAAGAUGGUUGUGGAGUGUGUCAUGAACAAUGCCACCUGCAUGCGCGUCUAUGAGAAGGUUCAAUGA
This is a messenger RNA of Mastomys coucha (southern multimammate mouse), 480 nucleotides long. RefSeq names its product fatty acid-binding protein 5-like. Gene Ontology annotation, biological process: fatty acid transport. The coding region runs from base 1 to 480 and encodes 159 amino acids. NCBI's taxonomy places the organism in Eukaryota, Metazoa, Chordata, Mammalia, Rodentia, Muridae. The transcript has a single exon. The record is from RefSeq and is a predicted model, not a curated record. Gene Ontology annotation, cellular component: nucleus; cytosol. Gene Ontology annotation, molecular function: fatty acid binding.